Molecule: messenger RNA, 4285 nt
Organism: Amborella trichopoda
Lineage: Eukaryota; Viridiplantae; Streptophyta; Magnoliopsida; Amborellales; Amborellaceae
Product: Pentatricopeptide repeat (PPR) superfamily protein
Molecular function (GO): protein binding
Source: RefSeq, a predicted model, not a curated record
CUCUCUCUCCCAAUGACCUUUAAAUUAGAGAUCUCUCUAAGAAUUUACCCAAAUGCUUUAAGAUCCCACCCUCUCUCUCUCUCUCUCUUUCUCUCUCUCUCUUUUGUUCACCCAUGCUACUAAUAUCAAGAUUAUACCUAAAACCCUUUCUCAGUCAUUACCUUCAAUUUAGAGGGCUCUCCAUGACCCCAGACCCAACCCACCUCCUCAGAGUCUGCACCAUUCUUUACCAGCAAAGGGACUCACCAAACUCAAAGCUUUUCCCUCUCCUCAACUCUUCAUGUGACCCCAAAACCCUAACCCUAGAAUUCUUCAUCCAAGUCUGCAACAAAUUCCUCUUCUCAUGGAAACCACCCUUCAAGUUCUUCAGGUACACUCAGUCUCACCCUCAAAUCGCUUUCUCUCACACACCCAUUUCAUGGAACAAGGUUCUUGACAUUUUAGGCAAGUCUAAGAACCUGCAACUCAUGUGGGAGUUCCUCGAAGAAAUGGCUCGAAAUGGAAUGGCAAACACCAGGUCUUUUGAGAUUUCUGUCAUGGCUUUUGCGAGUUCUAGAGAGAUAAAUAAGUGUAUCGAGACCUUCCAUCUCAUGAAUCAGCAUGGCGUGCCCUAUAGCUUGGAGACAAUGAAUAGGGUGGUGGGCUGUCUCUGUAAAUUGAAACUUGUAGAGGAGGCACAAACCUUAAUUAGGAAGCUUGAUCCAUGGAUAAAGCCUGAUUUAAUCACUUUCAGGAUUUUACUAGUUGGGUUUUGUGGGGUUGGGAAUAUAAUCCAGGCUUCGAAGAUAUGGAAUUCAAUGGUGGAUCGGGGGCUUGAACCAGACGUAGAGACUUGCGAUGCCAUAAUUGAUUCUCUCUUCAAAGCCGAUAAAGGGGUCGAUGCCCUGAAAUUGUUCAAAUCGAUGAGUUUCAGAGGACUAGAUGUUCGAUUGUCAACUUAUAGAGUUGUGAUCAAUUGGCUAUGCAAAAAUGGCCAAAUUGGCGAAGCCCAACAUGUGUUUGAAGAAAUGAGACACAGAGGCUUGGAGCCUGAUGACUCCAUUAAUGGGUCUCUGGUUUUUGGGCUUGCUACUAGGCAUAAGAUCAGGGAAGCCUACAAAAUGGUCGAGAGCAUAAAAAACCCUAAUUUGACUGUGUACCAUGCCUUGAUCAAGGCUCUAAUAGGUCUAAAGAGGCCAUGUGAAGCCACCCAAGUUUUUAGAGAGAUGAUAGAGAGAGACUGUGAGCCCACAAUGCACACAUACAUUAUGCUCUUGCAAGGGCAUUUUGGGAAGAGAGGGAGAAAGGGGCAUAACCCAGGUGUUAAUUUUGACACUGUAUUUUUGGGGGGUUUCGCAAAGGAAGGGAGAACAUGGGAAUUCAGUAAGUUCAUCGAGAGAAUGGUGUAUGAAGGUGUGGAGGUGCCAAGGUUUGAUUAUAACAAGUUUUUGCAUGCUUUUUCAAAUGAAGAAGGGGUGAAGAUGUUUGAGGAGGUUGGGAAGACGUUGAAGGAAGUGGGCAUGGUAGAUGUUGGGGACGUCUUUUUGAGGUAUGGAGAGAAGAUGGCUACCAGAGAGAGGAGGCGGAGGCUUAGGCUAGAGCACACUUAGCUCAGGUCGGGUCGAGGUGGAGGCUUAGGCUACAGCGUGUAAUCUGUCAUAGAAUUUGGCCUGGAAUCGUUUUUUAUCGAGGUUAUGCUUAAAGGCGUGGAGGUGCAUGGGAAAUUAGUAAGUUCAAAGAGAGAAUGGUGUGGAGGUGCAAAGGUUUGAUUAUAACAAGUUUUUGCAUGAUUUUUCGAAUGAAGAAGCGGUGAAGUUGUUUGAGGAGGUUGGGAGGAGGUUGAGGGAAGCGGGCAUGGUGGAUGUUGGAGAUAUAUUUUGGAGGUAUGGAGAGAAGAUGGCCACCAGAGAGAGGAGGCGGAGGCUUUGGCUAGAGCACACUUAGCUCAGGUCGGGUCGAGGCGGAGGCUUAGGCUACGGCUCUUCAUCUGCUAUCUCCUGUGUGUCUGGCUUCCGCCCGGACGCAGGAACUAGACUCGGCGAGCCCCUCAAAUGCCUAAGUUAGUUCGAAUAGAAUUUUCUCGGAAAGGUCAAAGAAUUCUUUCACCCACCGACUAUCUUCGCCGUAGCGAGCUUUCCCGUGAGGAAAAGGGCUGUCAUCACGUGUAUCUGGUCUAGGAGCCAACUAGAGGGACGAAUAGUCCAGUUCUUCCUGCGUCCCACUUCUAUAUCAUCCAUCUCAACCAUCGUAUCCGCCCAUCCAUACUAGUAAGAAUUUGGCCUGGAAUCAUUUUUUAUCGGGGCUAUUCUUGAAGUGCUUGGAUGGUAUUUGUGUUAAACGGAUGCUUAUCUUCUACUUAAGAUGUGGAGUCUUUGGCUGUUUUUAAAGUCUUUCAAAGUUAUAUCUUGCCCUAAAACUAACAUGAAAAAGAUGAAAACUGUGGGACAUUAUGUGAGACGUGGAGAAUUCAGCAACUAGCGAAUAUUGUAGGAUGCGGCAUGCCUUGCAGAUACCUUGGUUUACCUUUGGUAGAGGAUAGACAUCACAGAUCAACCUGGGACUGGCAGUGGAGAGAUUUCACAGGAAAUUGGAAACUUGGAAAGUUGAAUAUCUUUCACUUGGAGGGAGAAUAACUCUCAUAAAAUCACCAUCUCUAAUCUCCCGUUUAUUUUAUGUCCGUAUUUUGCAGCCUUCCUCAAUUGCCAAAACUUCAGAGAUUUUCUUUUGGGCAAUUUUGAGGGGGACAGCGGAAAUACCUUAAUUUGGGAGAAGGAUAUAGCUCCUAAGAGGCAGAUCGGUUUGGUAAUUAGAAGACUUAAAACUCAUGAAUAGCUCGCUUUUGACCAAAUGGUGGUGGAUAUUUUCUUCACAUACUACUGGCUUGCGGAAGUAAGUGCUAACACAUAAACAGUGGAACAAUCCUAGAGCUUCCGCCUUGCGGAUAGCCUGCAACUUUGUAGUCCUCUUUUAUUAUUGAAGGUAAACAUUCUCUAAAAAAAGAAACAGUAGAACAAUUGUAGGAGAUGAGAUGAAUACUAGAUUUGGGUCUGAUAAAUGGCUGGGUGACCCGUCUCAAAUUCCAACACCCUAGUCUGUUUUAAAAUGUUGACAGCACAAAUGCCUUCGUUUCAAACAUUCAAGUGCCACUAGGAAGCCAACCCUUUUGGAACAUCAUUUGUAGAUACAGAAGGGUGACUGACACGGGGACUAAAGAAUUUUAAGAUCUAUGGGGGCUACUAGAACAAUUAUACUUCUGCCCCAACGGAAGGGAUCAGACCAUAUGGGCACUUACUCGGAGGCCAAUUCAUAGUUCAUCCCUUUUUAGAUAGCUAUAUAAUGACCACUUGCACCUCUAUGAACCUUGGCAGAAUAAGGGUCCCCUCCUGUACCCCACAAAGUGCAGGGCAUCACUUGGAUUAUACUGCAAGGGAUGCUAGUAACAUUCCUAAUAUAUGUAUCAUGUGUAAAUCAGAUGAAGAAUCAGCCAAUCAUUUAUUUUUGCAUUACCACUAAUCAUCAACAUCUGGUCGUCGCUCCUUAGGCAUGGCAGUUUGCAACAGGUUAUCCCUUUUGUAAUUCAGUUCCUCCACCAAUGGCUCAACCUCCCCUCCCUAAAAUGGGAAUCACCAUUUUGGAGGGUACUUAUGGCUGCAACCCUGUGGAUUUACUGGAAAGAGCGGAAUAAAUGAAUACUUGAGGAUUCAUCAUCGUCUCAAUUUAAGAUUCACGAUCUCAUCUCAGCCAUGGCAGCAGAAUGGGUUUCUACAUCAAAGGUGGGCGGUGGGUAUUGCACGGACUGACAUUAUACACACUUCUCAACCUGUGCCCGAGGGUAGCCACCAGAAAUCAUCUUUGGUUCCCCCUCCAUUGGGUAAAUUCAAAUUUAACUUUGAUGGGUCAUGGGAGCUCCAUGGGGAACUCAGGACCAGUAGGCUGUGGUGGGGUUAUCACAUACUCAAAUGGAGCAAUAGCACUCACAUAUGCGGCCCCUUUACCUGCCUGUUCAACGAAUGAGGCGGAGGCAAGAGCUGGGCGAGGGGAAACCAACAUAUCCCAUGGAGACUCUUUCACAUUUUUUAUCGCAUUAGGAUGCGUUGAGGUCCACGCACCACACAUUUGUGAAUGCAAUGAGUUGGUUGACUCUCGUGAGGCAAGGGACUGCCCCCUCUUCAUUGCUUAUAACUUUAUUCUCAUAUACAUAGCAUUUGAUGUCUCUGUAUUUUGGUGGUUGUAAUCUAUGAAGAAGAUCAUUACCAUUCAAAGAAAGAAAAAGGAGUAAUAAAAUAACCUUUUUAUAUUUUUAUUA